Anisakis simplex (herring worm) is the source of this 786-nucleotide messenger RNA. The record is from the annotation of a GenBank genome assembly. NCBI's taxonomy places the organism in Eukaryota, Metazoa, Nematoda, Chromadorea, Rhabditida, Anisakidae.
GAACUGACUAAACGUGAAUCGAAAAUUGUCGCACUGGAAGAAUGUUUACAGCAAAAGGACAUCGAACUGAAUGAGUUCGCUGAGAGAAUGAGGCUAUUUGAAGAAGAUUUGUCAGAGAAACGACGAGCAGUUGAGCAGUUGGAGGGGGAACGCACUGGUUUGGAAGAGCAACUGCAAUUGCAGAAACGCAAUUUUGAUCAGCUCGGCUCAGAACGAAAAGAACAAGAGGGCACACUGCGCGGAGAGAUCGAAAAACUCAAGAAAGCAUUGCAGACAGCUCAAACGAAUGCAUCAAACGUAAUGAAUUUUUUUGAUAAAUUGGAACGAGAGAAGCGAUCUCAAGAGGAGUGCACACUCGCACUGAAGAAAGAUUUUGAGGCGAAACUUGCAGUUGCUGAUACAAAGAUGGUUGAUCGAGAAAAGGAUUUCCAAAAGAGAAUCGCUGAAUUCAACGAACAAUUANACGAACAAUUAGCGGAGAGUAGACGUGAUACGGAGGCGCAAAUGGUGGUCGUUAAGGCGAAAGAAGAGGAAUUGAGGAGUCUGAAUGCACAACUCGAAUCGCUGAAUAAGAACCUGAGCAAAUCCGAAGCUAAAUAUGCAGAGCUGGAAAAGAAGGCGUCCGCAUGGACAGAAGAGAAGAAAGCCUUGCUGGAAAGAUGUUUGAAUACGGAAAGUGAUCUGGAUUUUGAGCGCGAACGAGCGGCUGAGAACAAGCGCCGUUUCGAUAACGCGCUAUCGGCAAUGCAUGAAUUGGGUCGUGCCAACCAGUCACUUCAGGUUUGA